Molecule: messenger RNA, 2622 nt
Organism: Peromyscus eremicus (cactus mouse)
Lineage: Eukaryota; Metazoa; Chordata; Mammalia; Rodentia; Cricetidae
Gene: Ccdc138
Product: coiled-coil domain containing 138
Exons: 17
Coding region: 47-2236 (729 amino acids)
Source: RefSeq, a predicted model, not a curated record
CGGCCAGGAGCGCGGUUUCCCGGGCGACCGCGGUCAGCCACCCACCAUGGAUCGCAGGGUGGUCAAGCCACCCGGACAGGACAUGGUCGUGGAGCGUCUCAAAAGCCGCUACGGCCUGGCGGGAAGCUGCCCCGUGGAGCAAUAUGACAUGAGUGGCGUGUGGGCCGCACUGAUGAAUCAACAGCGUGAGCUUUCAAAUUUUGAUCAGACUAAAUAUAAAAGAAGAAUUCCAACCUCCCCAGAGUCUUCUCUGUGCUUGGAAGUCCCACCUAUACCUCCUGCCUGCCCCGGCCAGCAGGGCUUCAACGGGUACUCGACCACCCUAAGGACGGAAUGUAGGGACAGGAGACACAAAGGAAAUACACCAAGUCAAGAUUCUGAUCAAGACAAUUUGGACACCUACUGCUCUGGAGAUAAAGUUGUUUCUACAUCAAGAUGUUACUCUGAUGAAAGGAAGCAUCCCACAACACCUUUUUGCAGUUCCUUCAAACACUUAAAUGUGAACUGCCUAGAUGAUGAACUGGAUUCUUUUCAUAAUUUAAAGAAAUGGGAAACAGAAAAAGAAUUAAUUGAAGACAAUCAUAGAGAUGGCACCUCCAAAAUAACAAAGCCGUCAUUCAGAGAAAUAGAAAAAGAUGCCCUGCCGACCAACACAACCUCAUCAAGACUUCAGACUGAACGUUGCAGUGAUUUUGUUGACUCUCCUCUGAAACAUGGCGUUUCUCCAAAACCCAAAGUGUCAAAGAAGCAGAGUUUACUUCCACAUCAAAUAAGUCAAAUAUAUGAUGAAUUAUUUCAUAUCCAUCUGAAACUGAAGUAUGAAACUGCAUCCCAGCAGAAAUUUGCUGAAGAACUUCAGAAGCGGGAACAGUUUUUAUCAGAACGAGAACAGCUGCUCUUCAGACAUGAAACUGCCUUGAGCAAAAUUAAAGGUGUUGAAGAAGAGGUUCAGACAAGAUUUCAAAUUUUAAAGGAGCAACACAGCACGGAAGUUGAACACUUAACAGAAGCGCUUAAGGAAAAGAGUAAAGAGAGCAAGAGAAUGAGGUCCUCAUUUGAUGCUCUGAGAGAGCUGAAUGAUAGCUUAAAAAAACAGCUAAAUGAAGUAAGUGAAGAAAACAGGAAGAUGGAGAUUCAGGCCAAAAGAGUUCAAGCUCGUUUAGAUAACCUACAGAGGAAGUAUGAGUUCUUGACAGUACAGAAGCUGAAAGGAGAUUCCCAUGUUGCUCCUGAAAUGAAAAAUUUAAAACAAGAAAAAGUACCGGUUUCAAAACCUUUCAAGACAGCACUCAAUGGACAAUUAUAUGAACUGUUAAUUGUUUUCAUGGACUGGAUCUCAGACCACCAUCUUAACAAAGUGGAGCCUGAAGAACCUAGUGUGAAUGGUGAAAAACCAUCACUCAAACCUUCCCAGAGAAGUGACAUUCAAGAGAAGUGUGUCAAGCUUCUGCCUCUGAUGACAGAGCAGCUCCAGUGGAUGCCAUUUGUGAAUGCAAAACUGCACGAGCCAUUUAUAAAGUUUAUUUAUUGGUCUAUAAGGCAGCUGGAUGCUGGAACACAGCAUUCAACUAUGACCUCAACACUGAGGAGAUUGGGUGAAGACAUAUUUAAAGGAGUGGCAAUUAAAGGAAUUCAGGAUAAUUCUUCAGAGCAUUCUGUAGAGAACAAACCAAAGACAGCAGUAUUCUUCAAGAGCUCCAGUUUGCCGCUGAGAUUUUUAUCAACCUUAAUUGUCCUUAAAACAGUCACUCAAGCUGACUACCUAGCUCAAGCAUUUGAUUCCCUUUGUUUGGACUUGAAGACAGAUGAAGGAAAAGCCUUAUUUUUGGAGUACCAAGCUGUUCCAGUAAUACUAAGACACCUGAGGAUUUCCAGCAAAGGACUCUUAUCCAAUGUCAUUGAUAGUCUGCUUCAGAUGACAGUAGAGUCACCCUCCUUGCAGCCUUUCCUGGAAGCCUGUAGCAACUCUUUGUUUUUCCGGACUUGUUCUGUGCUGCUCCGAACCCCUAAACUUGAUCUUCAUAUCCUAGAAAAGCUCAGUAUUAUCCUACAGAAGCUCUCCAAAAUCAAGAGUAAUAAGAAGCUCUUUGAAGUUUUUACCAUUCACCUGAUGCUUCAGGAAAUACAAAGGACAACACAUCCAGAGCACGCCUUUCUCUGCAUUAACCUAAAUUCAACUCUGUUCAAUCUGGGUUUGACAAAAUGUAACUCCCUGGUCUCCAGUACAAGCCAUUAGAAAAGUGUGUGUGUGUGUGUGUGUGUGUGUGUGUGUGUGUGUGUGUGUGGUCUGUGUAUGUAUAUAUCUGUUCCUUAUCUGUAAAAGUGUAAAAAUCACCAAAGUAAGAUUCUACAGAGUAAAGUUAUCAGCAGCAUCAUUUAUCAUGAAAGAUAGCCAGAAAAAAUUUCAGCUAUGUAAAUGAGAGCAUAGAAGGUAUGGAUGUUUUAGAAUGUUUCAGUUUAAGGUAAUAGUAAUGUACAAGGUGGCAUUUCCAGAACUUAAGGCAUUGGGGUUACUUUUUAUAAAAAUAUUUUAGGAGAAAUCUUUCUUGAAAUUAUGUGAUUAUUUGGAAUAUAAUUUUUUCUUAUGUGGAAAUAAACUAUGCUAUUAUUUUUGCCCCUUAA